Chaetomium strumarium is the source of this 2054-nucleotide messenger RNA. RefSeq names its product amino acid/polyamine transporter I. The coding region runs from base 438 to 2054 and encodes 538 amino acids. Gene Ontology annotation, biological process: amino acid transport; transmembrane transport. Gene Ontology annotation, cellular component: membrane. The transcript is spliced from 2 exons. Gene Ontology annotation, molecular function: transmembrane transporter activity. The record is from RefSeq and is a predicted model, not a curated record. NCBI's taxonomy places the organism in Eukaryota, Fungi, Ascomycota, Sordariomycetes, Sordariales, Chaetomiaceae.
GCCUCCAAUUGGACCAGUAUACUAAGAGAUGAGCAAUUGCGGUAGGACUAUGAACAUUGUAUUCGUGAUCGUGGAGUAUAUGCUCUGUUUCGUUUCUGAAAGCUUUGUCCAGCAGAAGGUUCUACCAGAUCGCUGGAUCCGCUCGACUCCACAUCCCGAUAACAAGCGAAGAUGGUUUUCACGCGCCGUUUUGUUAUUGGUAAACAAGCGGGUGGCCCAGUGGAGCCAUCGCUUGUGAUCCUCGGCCGCUUGCCCGGUUUCUGGUGCCUUAAACUGCCUGUUCCUGACGAACCCUCCAUGUUUUGCUCCAACUUUAUUCUCUUCCAACUCGGGCGCCCCUCAACGCCAAACCGAAGGAUCGUCGUCGCCCCGCGAAAUUCAAUACGACCUCCCCCUUCCCGCGCUCUUCCCGACCCCGCGGUCAAUUCAAAUCAACAAUGAGCGCCCACCCCACCACCGUCAUCCGAGGUGCCGUCGAAGCGCGCCCGGGGCCACCCCCGGCCAUUGGCGGCCAUGAAUCGGACGACGGCGACGACCUGCUCGCCGCGAUGGGAUACAAGGCCGAGCUGGUGCGUACGCGGUCGACGUGGCACGUGGCGUUCAUGUCGUUCGUGCUGGCGUCGAUCCCGUACGGGCUGGCCACGACACUGUACUACCCGCUGCAGGGCGGCGGUCCGGUCGUGGUGGUCUGGGGCUGGCUGCUGGUCAGCCUGAUCAUCCUGUGCGUGGCGGCGUCGCUGGGCGAGAUCACGUCGGUGUACCCGACGGCCGGCGGGGUCUACUACCAGACCUUCAUGCUCGCCCCGGCCGGGUUCCGCCGCGUGGCCGCCUACAUCUGCGGCUGGGCGUACGUGGUCGGCAAUAUCACCAUUACGCUGGCGGUGCAGUUCGGCACCACGCUGUUCUUCGUCGCCUGCGUCAACGUGUUCGAGUCGGAGCCCGGCGUGGGCGUGUGGGAAGCCGACACGUACCAGGUGUUUCUGACCUUCCUGGCCAUCACGCUGCUGUGCAACGCCAUCUCGACCUUCGGCAACCGCUGGCUGCACUGGCUCGACACGUUUGCCAUCUUCUGGACGUUUGCCGGCCUGCUGGCCAUCCUCAUCACCGUGCUGGCCGUGGCCAAGGAGGGAAGGCGCAGUGCCAAGUUCGCCUUUGGGGAUUUCGAGCCGACGUCCGGGUGGCCGGCCGGGUGGUCGUUCUGCGUCGGCUUGCUGCACGCGGCCUACGCGACGUCGUCGACGGGCAUGGUCAUCUCGAUGUGCGAGGAGGUGCAGCGGCCGGCCACGCAGGUGCCCAAGGCCAUGGUGGUGACCAUCCUCAUCAACACGGUCGGCGGCCUGCUAUUCCUGGUCCCGCUGAUGUUUGUGCUUCCCGAUCUCGCCAUGCUGGUCGCGCUGCCGUCGGGCCAGCCCGUGCCCACCAUCAUCAAGUCGGCCGUGGGCCACUCGGGCGGCGCCAUCGCGCUGCUGCUGCCGCUGAUGGUGCUCGCCAUCCUCUGCGGCGUCGCCUGCACCACGGCGGCCUCGCGCUGCACGUGGGCCUUUGCGCGCGACGGCGCCAUCCCCGGCUCCAAGUGGUGGAAGCAGGUGCACCCGACGCUUGAUCUGCCGCUCAACGCCAUGAUGCUCUCCAUGGCCAUCCAGAUCGUGCUGGGCGUCAUCUACUUUGGGUCCUACACGGCUUUCAACGCCUUCUCGGGUGUCGGCGUCAUCUCGCUGACCGUGUCCUACGCCGCGCCCAUCGCCGUGUCCAUGCUCGAAGGCCGCUCGCAGGUCAGGGGGGCCAAGUUCUCGUUGGGCAAGUUUGGCUGGGUCGCCAACAGCGUUGCCCUGGCCUGGUCGAUCCUCGCGGUACCCCUAUUCUGCAUGCCCGCCUACAUCCCCGUCACGGCGAGCAGCGUCAACUACGCGCCCGUCGUGUUUGUCGGCUUCAUCGUCAUUGCGUCUCUGUGGUACGCCGUCUGGGGCCGCAAGAACUACCGCGGCCCGCCAACAGAGAGCCUUGGGGAGGAGGUGGUGCCCGAAGCGGAUGUUCGGCCUACGAAGAAAGACUAA